Messenger RNA from Cygnus olor (mute swan), 1396 nucleotides. RefSeq names its product synaptophysin like 1 (gene SYPL1). The coding region runs from base 94 to 804 and encodes 236 amino acids. The transcript is spliced from 5 exons. NCBI's taxonomy places the organism in Eukaryota, Metazoa, Chordata, Aves, Anseriformes, Anatidae. The record is from RefSeq and is a predicted model, not a curated record. Gene Ontology annotation, cellular component: synaptic vesicle membrane; synaptic vesicle.
CAGGGCCACUGGCCCUAUAAAGGGGUGCCUUAGGGAAGGUGGCCCUGGUGUGGGUUUCUGUGGUUGUUGCAGGCUGCUCUGGUGUCUUUCAGGAUGUUUGGUUUGCAGGUGGACAUUGGCAUGCUGCUGGAGCCCCUGGGCUUCAUAAAGGUCCUUCAGUGGAUUUUUUCCAUUUUUGCUUUUGCAACCUGCGGAGGCUUUCAUGGUGAAACUACCCUUUUAGUUUCCUGUAAGGGUGUGGUGAACAAAACUGUAACAGCUGCUUUUGCAUAUCCAUUCAGGCUGAAUACUAUUGUAUUUAAUGCACCAGAUCCAAAACGCUGUGGUGGUACUUGGACUGACAGCUAUCUCGUGGGCAACUUCUCCUCUUCUGCGCAGUUCUUUGUUACACUUGCAGUGUUGGUAUUACUCUACUGCAUUGCUGCCCUUGUUGUUUACGUUGGAUAUAAGCAUGUGUAUCAACACAAUAGCAAGUUUCCACUAACUGACUUACUUGUCACUGUCAUAAUAACCUUUCUGUGGCUAGUCAGUACUUCUGCUUGGGCAAAGGCACUUGCUGACAUCAAAAUAUCCACGGGGGCCAGUAUUAUUUCACAAAUUGACUCUUGCAACGCACCAGGAACAACUUGUCACUUUGUUUCUGUGACUAGAAUGGGAACUCUGAAUGUGUCUGUGGUAUUUGGCUUACUUAAUAUGGUUUUGUGGGGAGGAAAUAUUUGGUUUGUAUACAAGGACACCAACUUGCACAACCAGUCAAACAAAAUUUCUCAAGUUGCAGGAAUGUAUCCAGCUCAAAGAAUAUGAAAGCGAGAUGAUACCUUGAAGUGCUUCUACCUUCACAUCGCAUUGCCAAGAGCAUGAAGCUAUUAGGAUUUCUUCCGGUAAUAACUGAUAGUACAAAAUGGAAGUCUGCACAGAGUAUUAGCUUGACAUAAGGUCUUUGAAAUUUCAGCUGAAAUGUUAUCUUGAAAUAUAUUUUAUGCCUUAACAAAAAGCUGCACAACUUUGUACAAAUCUCUGAAGAGCAAGAUGUUGAGGUUACUGAUGUUUUGGGGAGAGUUCUUAUAUUACCCACAUAGGAGGGAUGGGUAAGGAGCAACUGCAUUUGGGUUACGCCUGCAACCUAUUUACUUCUAAUAAGCCUUUAAUGAAAAUGAAAUGUAAAUGUAACUAGGGCGUGUGAAAUUCCAAUGAAAAUGUAGUUCAGCUGCCUCCUCUGAUUGGUACCUUGCAAAAACCAUAGGAGUAAAACUUGUAGCUUUGUCAUGGUUGUAGUCAUCAUACAUGGGUUUGCAGAUGGUCUAGGUUACUGUAUCAAAUCUGUCAACCAGUCUCACUAGAAGGGUGUUAUUUCUGUGUUUAAUAUGUUACUAUUAAAUAGCUUGGGAUAAGAAGA